CGUAGAUUUGGUUUUCUGUCGAGUAAAUACUCCAAAUCAAAGCUUUGCUGGGCAAAGUUUGAUUGAAGCGUUACGCGAAAUGUCGGCCCAUGACCAGGUUCGAGCUAUGCUCGACGAGUUGAUGGGAACUAGUCGAGAUGGGCCUUGUCCUAUGCAGCGUUUUCGAGAUAUAAUGAAAGGCAGUUGGCGUCAGUUGGAGCUGUGAUGCGUCUCGGUGCCAGAUGAAGUUUGAUGACCCAAGAGUAUGUAAGAGUUUUCUGCUGAGCUGCUGUCCACAUGACAUUUUGUCAAGCACGAGGAUGGACCUGGGAGACUGCCCGAAGUAUCAUGAUGUAGCAUUGAGAGCAGACUUUGAGACCGCAUCAAAGAAAAAGGACUACUUCUACGACAUUGACGCCAUGGAGCAUCUGCAGAGCUUCAUCAACGAGUGUGACCGCAAGACGGAGCUGUACAAACGGCGCCUCAAAGAGACACAGGAGGAGCUCAGUGAGGAGGCUAACUCCAAGGCUGAGUCAAUUCAUGGGCUGGGAGAGGAUAUUGGGACCAAGCUGGCCAGGGCAGAGGCCCUCGGAGCGGAGGGAAACGUUGAGGAAUCCAUGAAACUCAUGAAUGAGGUUGAGGAACUCAAGAAGAAAAAGGCUCUCUCAGAGCAUGAUUACAAGAACUCAAUGCCGGCUUCUAGCUACCAGCAGCAGAAGUUGCGUGUAUGUGAGAUUUGCUCUGCGUACCUGGGUAUCCAUGACAAUGACAGAAGAUUGGCGGACCAUUUUGGAGGGAAACUUCACCUUGGCUUUAUCACCAUCAGGGACAAACUAGCAGAACUUAAGGCAACCCAUGCAGACCGCAUCCGUCAGAGAGGGGAAGAGAGGGAGAAGCUACGACAGCGAAGGGACGACGAUCGUGGGAAGGAGGAUAAGGAACGCAGCAGGAGUCGCAGUAGAAGACGGUCUCGCAGUGGGAGCCGGUCACGCAAGAGACGCUCACGGUCCAGGGAAAGGAGAUCAGGGUCUAGGUCUCGCCACUCAAGGAAGAAGUCACGUAGGAGGUCCAGGUCACGCUCCAGGAAGUCAAGAUCAAGGUCAACUAAAAGAUCAAGACGUUCCCGUUCAAGGUCUAGGUCACGUAAGCGCAGAUCCAGGUCAAGGAGUCAUUCCCGUCACAAGAAGUCUCGCAGGCGAUCUCGGUCAUCCUCUAGAUCCAAGAAAGAGAAGGCAGAAGGUGUGGAGAACGGGUCGGACAAGUCGAGCCCGGGCUACCCUGCUAUUGAGGACAUGUGAAUGGACAGGGUGUAUAUUGACAUGAAUACAUGACUAGAUUUGUAUUGUAUAGUUUCUUGUAAAUAAAUCAGUAACAAAACUUGUAUGUAUAAACUAGUGUUAAUAAUAUUCAUGUCUUGACUAAAUUUGAAUUCCACGGGUGUUUAUCUUACAUUUUGUUGUAAAUAAUUCACAUUUGACUCAACUUUAUAUUAACUUGUGUCUCUGUUUUGUUCAAAACCUGCCCCUCUGGAAUGCUUGCGGUAUGACAUGAGUUUUUAGUAUUCAUUGUUUUCAGAUAUGGCUUAUCAUUGGAUUCAUUUUAAGGACAUGUAAAUAUUUAUUUCACUCAUUUCUUUUAGUGGAACUGUAAAGUCAGGUUUUAUCUACAGUGUUUUAACAGUGCUGUAACCUAGGACAUCAUUGUGCUAGCACCAUAAUGGUUUUCUGAGUUUUGAAAAUAAACAUUUGGACAUAA
This is a messenger RNA of Mya arenaria, 1734 nucleotides long. RefSeq names its product putative RNA-binding protein Luc7-like 2. Gene Ontology annotation, cellular component: U1 snRNP; U2-type prespliceosome. The record is from RefSeq and is a predicted model, not a curated record. Gene Ontology annotation, molecular function: mRNA binding. Lineage: Eukaryota; Metazoa; Mollusca; Bivalvia; Myida; Myidae. Gene Ontology annotation, biological process: mRNA splice site recognition. The transcript has 10 exons. Bases 222 to 1277 code for a protein of 351 amino acids.